Molecule: messenger RNA, 816 nt
Organism: Belonocnema kinseyi
Lineage: Eukaryota; Metazoa; Arthropoda; Insecta; Hymenoptera; Cynipidae
Exons: 3
Coding region: 240-785 (181 amino acids)
Source: RefSeq, a predicted model, not a curated record
ACUGAGUUAUAACUAUGUGUCACUGCAAUUGUUUAAGUGCGGUUUACUUGAAUUUAUACACUGAACUAUCAUUGUACUUUUUUAGGGGUGGUAGAUAACAAUAACAACGUUGAUAAAGUUGGUUGUGCGCAGGAGGGUUAAGGAAAUUAUACUUGUUCAAACAAUGCAAAAUUACUUGAGAAGCAGUUGGGAAUUUGUCACUUGCUAAGUUCUAUACGUCGACGUGCCUGUCUACAAAAAUGAAGAUCAUCGCUCUGAUCCUUACCUGCUUAGUUUACUUUGAUUUUACAUGUGCAGUGUUAAGAAUCCGUAAAGAAAAUCUACAAGCAGCCCAAGAGGAUUUUAUUGAUGACCGAAGCGCCGUUUUUGUACAAAUGCCAGGCGAUCAUGUUGUUACUGGAACUCUAUACUAUUUUGCUUCUCCAGAAGGUAUUCCCAACUGGAUGAUAUCAGGAUCAUUACCAGGAUCUUCAGUUGUUUCACCACAACAUGUUUUUCUAUACAUGCCAGGUUACCGUCACAAGUUUGCGAAAGCCAAUCUCAAACUAAUUCUCCAUCAAAAAAAUGAUACUAAUAUUCAAGGGUUCAACUGUUUUGUCAAAUCUAAGCAUGCUGUUUUAAAAGCACAUCUUCUACCUCAACCUGAACGAAUUUUGUUGCCUUCAACCCCAUACAUUUAUGUACGAAUUCCAGUUUUCGGCUCAGUUUCCGAUACCGUUUACGCGGGAGAACUAGAACAUCUUGCGCAGCAGAAUACUCCUAAUUGGCUUCAAUCAGAAAACUGAAUAUUAAGAACUACUAUAGAUAUUCCAAAAU